Molecule: messenger RNA, 1670 nt
Organism: Manduca sexta (tobacco hornworm)
Lineage: Eukaryota; Metazoa; Arthropoda; Insecta; Lepidoptera; Sphingidae
Exons: 3
Coding region: 1215-1649 (144 amino acids)
Source: RefSeq, a predicted model, not a curated record
UGUUGAUAGAAUUUUCAUUUUUCAUUUCAUAAUAGACUGUAAAAAAUAAAUAAAUAAUGAAGCAGUUACCUUACGAUAAAGCAACCGUGGAGUUCUGUUGUGGGUGCUUUUAUUUAGGUUUUGUUGAAGAAACGCGAAAUUGUGGCAUAUUUGCUACAAUUUAUGCAGUAUGCAGCUUGUACUAAGGAAAUUAAUAGCACAUUGUACAAUAUCAAUAAAUAUGUAGUUAUUACCCAAAAUUUUGGUCCAAGCGUAUGUUCUUAAUUUAAAAAAUCUAUCAAUAUUAAAACUUAUGUUCCGGAUAUCCAGAUACAUUUUCCACAUCAUUUUUUUGCGACAUCAACUUUCCACUUAAACUUCCGUGAAAAGCUUUUGUUUUACUCCAACUUUGUGGAAUAUGAUGAAACACUUAACCACUUGUGUUGAAUUACGAAGUUUGUAGAAAAUCAACUUCUGCUCGCGGCUUUGCUCCUAAAGAAUUCUGUUCCCGGACACAAGUGAGCACUCUAGGAUGAUGUAGCCUCAAGGAUAAUAUAACGUCCUUUUAGUGAAAGAAUUUAGAAUACGAGAAGUAGUUUCAGAGACCAGCUUGUUAAACAAAACCUUUUGCAUAAUGAUUUCUUAUGUUUAUGCAAAUGUAAGACAUUGAAAUUAAACAAUUUUCUAGAUUUUGAAAACGUCUGGAUAAAAUAAUGAUAUAAAAAACUGCGAUAAAACGUGGAAAAUAGUUUUAUUUCAAAAAGAUUUGCUUUAAAAUUUGUAUAAAUUCAUAGCUGACAACUUUAUUCAUUUAUAUUUAUUGAUGUAUUAAAUCUUGGUAUAUGUCUUAUGAAUAUGCUAUUCAUUGAUAUAAUUUAAUUUAUUUUUAACACCCUCAAAUUUCAAAUUGACUAGCCCUUUAUAUCACUAUAAUUAACUAAAUCGUCAACAAAGUUCCAUCUUGACCGCUGAUAUACUCAUCGAAAUUGAAACAUGAAUUGUUAGACAAUAUUUUUUUCAUCACAAUUUCGAACAUCAACAAUUUAUUCCGCAAAUUAAGCCAGCAAAUUCCAACUUCCUUCGUAAAUUGAAUAUUAUUAACUAUCGACCAUUGCUCAUUGGAUGCAAUAAAAGAAUUAACAACGGAAAUGAAAUUCUAAACAGCUUUACACCAGAUUCAAAACUUCAGAAACCAGUUCAGAUAACAUCGCUUGACCGAAACAGUCAGCGUGAAAAUGAAUUCGGAACUUGUAAUUGUUCAAAUAGUAUUUUUUAUUGUUAUAAAUGUACAGUUCGACGGCAGAAGUCAACAAGUGGAAGCCGCCCCUAAUCAUCCAAAACAAUUAGGCAGUUGGUUUGGUAGUUUUGAACAAGUUGAUUUUCGGGAUAUGCAAGUAACACCAACAACUACAGAUAAUUUUGAAAUAAAACCGCCGACACACAAGAAAAUGCGAAAAAGAAAGGCAAAUAAAAAGAAGAAAGCAAAGGAAACGGAGACAGAUAAACAAGAACUCAAGAAAAAGAAAAAACAUAAGAAGAAAGAUGGACGCAGGUUCGUGAAGACGAUGGUGCGCGAGCGAGAUGGAGAAUAUAAUGCGUCUUCAUCUAUCGAAAAUGGAGAUAGGAGAAAGCCGGUCGACAUAAUUGUACAUAUUAAAAUGCAUGAUUAAAUGAAUAUUAUUUUAUUGCCU